AUGAACCUUGACUGGCCUGAAAUGCUGCACUACUCGGAGGAUUACCCGAAGGAAUACAAAUCCGUACGGACUUCACUACUUAUCGUGACGAUCAGAGCUCAGCACUCGCUGGGAAUCAGCUGCGGUGGGAUUUUCGAGAUGAGUCAGGAUAAGUUUGCCCUCUUGGUGCGAAUGACGUACUCGGUGUUGAUGUUUCUUUGGAAGUUUAAAGCACUUUAAAUGCUAUUUCGAAGUUACCUCAUGUUCAUGUCUAAAGGUUGAUGACUUGAAGAAAACCACUGUUGGAACGUUCCAAGAAAAGGACAAUUUAUUAG
Culex pipiens pallens (northern house mosquito) is the source of this 314-nucleotide messenger RNA. RefSeq lists its product as uncharacterized. NCBI's taxonomy places the organism in Eukaryota, Metazoa, Arthropoda, Insecta, Diptera, Culicidae. The record is from RefSeq and is a predicted model, not a curated record. The transcript has a single exon. Bases 1 to 219 code for a protein of 72 amino acids.